Molecule: messenger RNA, 1181 nt
Organism: Exophiala viscosa
Lineage: Eukaryota; Fungi; Ascomycota; Eurotiomycetes; Chaetothyriales; Herpotrichiellaceae
Product: KRAB domain-containing zinc finger protein, variant
Exons: 2
Coding region: 134-796 (220 amino acids)
Source: RefSeq, a predicted model, not a curated record
UUCUGGCUCUUCGCGCGUGGUGUGGUGUUUGCUGCCGUCACCACAUGAAGCAAACAUCACACAACGCUGAAACAACUCCUCCAACUUCACUGAAUACACUUUCAUUCAACUCUGACACCAAGACGUUCCGAAAAUGCCGCGGUUCAACCACUUAGACACUGAUCGUCCUGUGUACGGCUAUUACUGUGUUGCGUGCGAUCGGUCUUUCAACACCCUUAGCGGCGCAGAAAAUCACUGUCGACAUGCCCAGGUACAUGAGGGAGAAUGGUGCGAAAGAUGCGGCUGGCUCUUCGGUUCAUCAGCUGCUCGUGAUGCUCACGUUGCGAAUGCUUCAUGCCACAACAUCUGCGAGCGCUGCGAGAUAGACUACAGCGACAUGGAUGAUCUGACUGAACACCGCGAGGACGUCCAUCAUUGGUGCAGUCAAUGCGGAGAAGAGUUUUAUAACGACAACAAUCUUCAGCAACAUUUGCGAAGUCAUCUUCCUCAAACCAUCGAAUGCCAUGGCUGUCGGCGCGACUUCUCAGAAUACUCGGCCAUGAUGAUUCACCUUGAAUCCGGCAAUUGCCAAAGUGGAGUGGAUCGUGACGAUAUUGACAAUUGGGUGUUUGACGAUUACAACUGCUCAGACUAUAUCAAUGGGUGGAUGGACUUUUACCGAUAUACCUGUCCAACCUGUGAUCAAAACUUCAGAUACGCAAGUGCUUUGCUGCAACAUGCGGCAAGUUGGAGCUGCUCCCAAAACGUCGGAAGGGUCAUUCAAGACUUGAAAGGCUGCAUUCAACAGCGGAUCUAGGCGAGCGGCAAAGGGCUUACAGUCAAAGUUGAGAAGAGUCCAUCACUAAGGCGGAAGCCUUCGUCUCGAAGGUGCGGCCUGGUGUUGACAUGCUGCUGUUCACAGGUAUGAAACCAGCUGCAGACUGUACAGCAACGGAGACAGCAGACGCACUUGCUGGUACAUGCUGUGGAUGGUGCGAAUUAUGCAGACAAGGCGCUUAUCGGCAGCGAGCAAUGUUCAGGGGCAUGUAUCGCUCUGGUGAGAAUGUGCUGCGGCGAUGUCUACGAUAUGCAAUGGAGGCUUUGUGGCUAUCUUCGUCCUGUUAUGCAUGUCAAUUGACAGUCAGUCGAUGCUUGCGUCUAAGGAGACAUGGAAGAAUAACUAGGUAUAGGGCGAUGUGUAA